GUUACUCAGCCCAAGCCUUACCGCGGUUUACCUACUCGCAUACUUAAGCACCCUUCUUCAGUGCGGCCAGGCGACACUUAUAGCCUUUAUAGAAGCCUUGCAAUCUCUUUGCGACGCCGCGCGGAGCGUACAAUAGGUCGAUAAGAUGCUCCCAAACAAACGAAAAGCCACCGAGGCCAUCCUGGCUACACCCAACAAGAAGCCUCGCAUACCCUCCUACAAGCCUUCUAAAUCUAGCAUCCCGACAUCCAUGCGUGACCAACCGACAACAUACCCUUGGGACUCGUACCAAGAUGCCAUCGUCGUGAACUCCGUGGAGUUCAGCGACAUGCAACAGCGAGUAGGUGCUGAACACUACAGCUACAUGCUCAGCUGCCAGAAACAUUACAAGCACAUCUGCGUGGGCUUUGACGAGUACCGGUAUAACGGCUUGAAAAUCGAAGACUUGCCCGAACUCGAUGACAACGACGACGACGAGGAACAGGAUUUAGUGCAACAAGAAAACCUGGAUCCAACCAUCAAUACCACGCGCCCGCCCGACCCUCCGCCAUCACAUUACGCCUACCCACACCCCAUCUACCAAGCCACAACUUCCAACCCGGCAAUCCCCCUCGCCAUACUCCGCAUCGCUCAGAAGAAUCUCUCAUCUAUUUCCUUCGACUCCGCGAUCGCCCACCUACCGAACCUCGCGCACGCAGACCCACUACCCAAACUAACAUCCAACAUCUCUCCCGAAGACAUCAAGUACAAAAAUAGAGAUAACGCCAUCAGAUUGAAUGUUGCUUUCCUUCCAGAAUUUUACAAUGAUGGAAGACAUGCGCUGGGGUAUUAUACGCUUUCUCAAGCCUCUAGCUCGAACUCCAGCCCUAUGAAUGCAAGGCGGAGAAUGGUGGGUGCGUGUCUUUUUACGCCUUGUACGAUUCGGGAUCUAGAAGUGUAUAAUCUAGUGAAGUUCAUGUAUGGACGGAAACACCAUGGAGUGGAGGGUAUUAAGAGCGUGGGUGUGAGACAGGGGAGGUGGGUUGAGAAAGAUGUGGUGGAGGACUGGGAUGAGUGGAGUUUAAUGGUCAAGGUUGUCGGGCGAGUUUGGCAGGUGAGGUUGUUGCUUUUAAUGGGUGGGCAGGAGGAUGGGAACACGGCGGUAGAUGAUUGGGUAUAGUUGGGUGUUGAGAUAUCAGGAGUUUGAGGAUGGAAUGGUUUACUGAUUUGACCAGGAUUUCAUUAGCUUUGGUUUUAUCCUUGUAUUUACAUUGUAGAUAAGAUCUAUAGAGAAGGGGAAAGGAGAGAUUGAAGUUCGCCCAGAGUUUAGUCAGUCUUAGAGACUGGUUUACAAUCUGAACCACUGGAACUCAACUAGUGUUAGUGAGCUAUUAGUAGCUAAUGGAAAAUAAGGCAU
Molecule: messenger RNA, 1396 nt
Organism: Cucurbitaria berberidis CBS 394.84
Lineage: Eukaryota; Fungi; Ascomycota; Dothideomycetes; Pleosporales; Cucurbitariaceae
Exons: 1
Coding region: 146-1159 (337 amino acids)
Source: RefSeq, a predicted model, not a curated record